Bombyx mori (domestic silkworm) is the source of this 2074-nucleotide messenger RNA. Its product is annotated as pescadillo homolog. Gene Ontology annotation, biological process: ribosome biogenesis; maturation of LSU-rRNA from tricistronic rRNA transcript (SSU-rRNA, 5.8S rRNA, LSU-rRNA). The record is from RefSeq and is a predicted model, not a curated record. The coding region runs from base 204 to 2039 and encodes 611 amino acids. Gene Ontology annotation, molecular function: RNA binding. The transcript has 6 exons. Lineage: Eukaryota; Metazoa; Arthropoda; Insecta; Lepidoptera; Bombycidae. Gene Ontology annotation, cellular component: nucleolus; PeBoW complex.
UGCCUUUUCUGUUGGAAAAUGGAACUACUACUACUGUCAAAAAUGUCAAAAUGCUGUUUGGAUUUUGAUUUGAUCUCCAAAUCUCCAUUAAUCUUUCUAAAAUGUGCGAACUUGUGAAAUAAUAAUAGACGCACAUUCAAUAUUUAAUACAACCAAACAAAAAACCUUUACAUAUUACUUUCUGAACAAGGAUAACAAUCACAAUGGUGUCCAAAAAGAAGAAGAAGUAUUCUUCCGGAGAAGGAGCUCAGUUUAUGACCAGAAAAGCAGCGCUUAAGAAACUACAACUAUCCUUGAAAGAUUUCAGACGUAUUUGUAUUUUGAAAGGAAUAUACCCCCGAGAACCUAGAAACCGAAAGAGGGCUCAAAAAGGUGCAGGCGGAAUCAAAACACUUUAUCACACUAAAGAUAUAAAAUUUUUACUACAUGAGCCAAUAAUAUGGAAACUGAGGGAACUAAAGGUUUAUCAACAAAAAAUUCGUCGUGCAAGAGCACAGCGAGAAUAUGGCAAGAUGAGAAAGUUUUUGCGGGACUAUCCAGAAAUAAACAUUGAUCACAUAGUAAAGGAAAGAUACCCCACGUUUGUUGACGCUUUGCGAGAUUUGGACGAUUGUCUCACAUUGUGCUUCCUAUUCAGUACUUUCCCAUCAUUGAAAAAAGUUCCAAGAGACCAAUCAUUCUUGUGCAGAAGACUGACAGUUGAAUUCAUGCAUGCAGUAAUUGCUGCUAAGGCUCUACGUAAAGUGUUUGUAUCGGUUAAGGGAUUCUAUUAUCAAGUUGAAUUUGAAGGACAAACAAUAACAUGGAUUGUUCCACAUCAUUUCUCAUUCCAGCCACAAAGCAAAGAUGAAGUAGACUUCAAAAUUAUGGCGACAUUUGUGGAAUUUUACACUAUGAUGCUUGGUUUUGUGAAUUUCAAGCUGUAUCACUCACUGAAUUUAGUUUAUCCGCCUAAACUCCCUAUUGGUUUCUCUUCUGAAAAAGACAAAGACCUUAUUGACGAACAAUCAUAUGUGUCAGAACGUAUAGCUGCUAUGAAUAUUUCACCUGCAAAAAUUGAAGGAUCAAAUGAAGUUGAAGAGUUACCAGAAAUUGACAUAUUUCCCACAGAAGAUAAUGAUCCCCAAAAACUAGAAGAAGCCAAACUUGAGGCAGAAAAAAUUAAAAAGCUAAAAACAUUGUUCAAAGGGUUAAAGUUUUACAUAAAUAGAGAAGUACCCAGGGAACCCUUAGUAUUCAUAAUUCGCUGCUUUGGUGGAGAGUGCUCAUGGGAUAAAGAUCACUUUGUAGGUGCAACAUUUGAUGAGACAGAUGAAACUAUUGCCUACCAAAUAGUAGACAGACCAAGUAUGGAUAAACAAUACUUAUCGCGAUACUACAUCCAGCCGCAAUGGGUUUUUGACAGUGUUAAUACAAGAACUUUGUUGCCAAUCAAUAAGUACUUGAUUGGUGCUAUUCUUCCGCCUCACUUGUCACCAUUUGUUGACACUAUAAAAGAUCAAGUAUACAUACCACCAGAAGAAAGAGAGCUUAACGAUCCAAACUUCAAACCACUCAAUGCAGAUUCUUCUGGAAGUGAAAUAGAAGAAGCCAGUGAUGAAGACAAGGAGGAGCAAAAUGAGCCCGACUCUGAAGAUAGUGAUGCUGAAAGAGCUAUUACUAAGCAAUAUCAGCAGGAGGUUGAUGAAGAUUCAUCUCAAGAUGAAGAAGAAAAUGAUGAUGAUGAUUUGGACCCUGAGAAAAAGAAACUGGCUAAAGAGAAGAAAAAAUCAAUGAGGGUAACGACAGGUGUAACCCAUAAAGAACAUCCUUAUCAAAAAGAAAUAGAAGACAAACAGGCAUUCCGGUUACGCGAGAAGCUAGUACGAAAGAAGCACCGCAAUCUGUAUAAAAGUAUGAAAGCAGGUCAAGAAAAACGUAAGAAGGAAAUAUGGCUGCUUAGGAAAAAACGUCGCCUUCACGACGAGAAGAUCAAAGAUGAAAAGAAGGCAGAAAAACGGAAACAAAAAAUGCAAGCACUAGAAGCUACUUCUAUUUGAGAUUUAUUAAUAAAUACUAUUUUCAACAACUAAAA